GUGCCAUGCAAACACUGCAAAGUUUGCAAGAAGCAAAGAUGGCCAUGGCCAAAAGCUUAGCGCCGGUGCUCAUCUUUACAUUCUUCUGCUCCUAUGCCUCUAUCUCUUCCCUAGCUUCCUCUGAUGACUUCCUCCAAUGCCUCUCGGCGAACAUUCCCACCCAGCUCGUAUACACACAGAGCUCGCCUUCGUUCACGUCGGUGUUGAAGUCCUCCAUCAGGAACCCAAAGUUCUUCACGCCUACCACGGUGAGGCCGCUCUACAUCGUCACGCCAACAAACGCCUCCCACGUGCAGGCCGCCGUGGUCUGCGGCCGCCAGAAUGGAUUGCGCAUCCGCGUGCGCAGCGGCGGUCAUGACUACGAGGGCCUGUCCUACAGGUCCGAGCACCCCGAGGUGUUCGCUGUGGUCGACCUGUCAAACCUCCGCGCCGUGCGUAUUAACCAGCAGACGUCGACCGCGUGGGUGGACUCCGGCGCGACUCUCGGCGAGCUGUACUACGCCAUCGGGCAGGCGAGCAAGCAGCUGGCGUUCCCGGCCGGCCUGUGCCCGACCGUCGGCGUGGGAGGACAUUUCAGCGGCGGCGGCUUCGGUAUGCUGCUGCGCAAGUACGGCGUCGCCAUAGACAACGUCGUCGACGCCGUGUUGGUCGACGCCAAGGGGAGGCUCCUGGACAAGAAUGCAAUGGGGAGGGACGUCUUCUGGGCCCUCCGAGGUGGCGGUGGCGAGAGCUUUGGGAUCGUUCUGUCGUGGCAGGUGAAGCUCGUGCCCGUCCCGCCGACGGUCACGGCGUUCAGCGUCCCAGUUUCCGUAGACCAGGGCGCCGUGGACACCGUGACCAAAUGGCAGGAAGUGGCACCGGCCCUCCCGGCCGACCUGUUCAUCAGGGUGACCAUCCAGAAACAGACGGCCAACUUCCAGUCCCUGUACCUCGGCACGUGCGACGCGCUCCUGCCGGUGAUGGCCAGCCGCUUCCCGGAGCUCGGGGUGAACCGCACGCACUGCAAGGAGAUGACUUGGAUCCAGUCCGUGCCUUACGUCUACCUUGGCAGCGGCUCUACCGUGGAGGACAUCCUGAACCGGACCACCUCUUCGGCGGUAUUCAGCAGCGGAUACAAGGCGACGUCCGACUACGUGCGGCAGCCCAUUGCCAGGGGCGCGUGGCAGGAGAUAUUCACGUGGCUCGCGCAGCCCGACGCGGGGCUCAUGAUCCUGGACCCCUACGGCGCGCAGAUCAGCAGCGUCCCGGAGUCGGCGACGCCUUUCCCGCACCGCGGCGGCGUGCUGUACAACAUCCAGUACAUGAACUUCUGGUCGAUGGCCGGUGGAAACGGAGUAGCGCAGACGAAGUGGAUCAGGGACUUCUACGCGUUCAUGGAGCCGUACGUGAGCUCGAACCCCCGGGAGGCGUACUUCAACUACAGGGACCUCGACCUCGGCGAGAACGUCGUUGUGGGCAACGUUAGCAGCUACCAGGCCGGCAUGGUCUGGGGCGAGAAGUACUUCAAGCUCAAUUACCAGAGGCUCGCGAUGGCGAAGGGUCAGAUUGACCCCGACGACUACUUCAGGAACGAGCAGAGCGUCCCGCCACUCGCUCCGAGCAAGUGACUACCAAAAUGGUCGCUAUUUCGCGUAUGUGGUAGCUACACAUUUGAUUGUGUCUGUUUAUCGACGUUUCAUGUCUAUCUUAGCAGUGCGAUUUAUGUUUGUAUAUCUCAUUUUUCGUAAAUAAAUCAAUAAACUGUCGAGGUAUUCGAACUUGGCUUGUGAA
Phragmites australis (common reed) is the source of this 1770-nucleotide messenger RNA. Its product is annotated as berberine bridge enzyme-like Cyn d 4. The coding region runs from base 6 to 1607 and encodes 533 amino acids. Lineage: Eukaryota; Viridiplantae; Streptophyta; Magnoliopsida; Poales; Poaceae. The transcript has a single exon. The record is from RefSeq and is a predicted model, not a curated record. Gene Ontology annotation, molecular function: FAD binding; oxidoreductase activity.